Molecule: messenger RNA, 1113 nt
Organism: Sparassis crispa
Lineage: Eukaryota; Fungi; Basidiomycota; Agaricomycetes; Polyporales; Sparassidaceae
Product: Pyruvate dehydrogenase E1 component subunit beta, mitochondrial
Exons: 7
Coding region: 1-1113 (370 amino acids)
Biological process (GO): pyruvate decarboxylation to acetyl-CoA
Molecular function (GO): pyruvate dehydrogenase (acetyl-transferring) activity
Source: RefSeq, a predicted model, not a curated record
AUGGCCUCCAGAGCAGCUUUCUCCCGUAUUGCCCCCGCCCUCGUCAAUGCUCGUGCAGCGACGCCAUUCGCAACGCGUCGCGCUGUGCUCAUCCGCGGAUAUGCCUCCGCGACUGAACACACCUUGACCGUUCGCGAUGCCCUGAACGCGGCAUUAGAGGAGGAGAUGUUGCGAGACGAGAAGGUCUACAUUAUCGGGGAGGAAGUCGCACGCUACAACGGUGCUUACAAAGUUACCAAGGGACUUCUGGACAAGUUUGGUGAGAAGCGAGUCGUAGAUACUCCCAUUACGGAGAUGGGUUUUGCAGGUCUUGCCGUUGGUUCUGCGUUUGGUGGUCUGCGACCCGUUUGCGAGUUCAUGACCUUCAACUUCGCCAUGCAGGCCAUCGACCAGAUUGUCAACUCAGCCGGAAAGACACAUUACAUGUCUGGCGGCUACUUGCCAUGUCCAAUCGUUUUCCGUGGUCCGAACGGUUCGGCUGCCGGUGUUGCAGCACAGCAUUCACAGGACUUCUCGGCGUGGUACGGUGCCAUCCCUGGCCUGAAGGUCGUUAGCCCAUGGAAUUCCGAAGACUGCAAGGGUCUGCUGAAGGCAGCUAUCCGGGACCCCAACCCGGUCGUGUUCCUCGAAAACGAGAUGAUGUACGGUGUCAGCUUCCCUGUAUCUGCGGAGGCGAUGUCGGACAACUUUGUCCUACCCAUCGGCAAGUGCAAGGUCGAGCGCGAAGGCAGUGACGUCACCAUUGUCGCACAUAGCAAGAUGGUCACUCUCAGUCUCGAGGCUGCGGACGAACUCGCGAAGGAAGGCGUCCAGGCUGAGGUCAUCAACUUGCGCAGCAUCCGUCCACUUGAUAUCGAUACGAUCAAGGCCUCGGUCAAGAAGACGAACAGACUUCUUAUCGUCGAGGGUGGCUUCCCUGCCUUCGGUGUUGGCAGUGAGAUCUGCGCUCGGAUCGUCGAGAGUGAGGCGUUCGACUACCUCGAUGCACCGGUCGAGCGUAUCACUGGUGCUGACGUCCCUACUCCCUACGCAGCCAACCUUGAGGCUUUGGCCUUCCCCGACACCCCUCUCAUCGUCAAAGUGGCUAAGCGUGCAUUGUACAGGAGCAACUAA